GCGUGUGUGUCUCUCUUUCUCUCUCAAUCAACGACUGCUGCUACCAGAGCCAAGAGUUGCCGUGCCGCGCACCGGUGCCAAAACGCGCAGGAGGAGCCAGUGCCAAAGGGUCAUUUUAGCGCAGCAUGCAUUGUUGAGACGGAAGGACUGUAGGGAACCCUAAAGCAAACAGCUGCGAUUUGACCCCAGACACAACAAAUACAGAUUUCAAUUUAACAGAAAAAAAUCUGGAAGGAGGAUCCAUCAGCGCUGGAGUGCUGCUUUUACCUCAUCUGUCAUCACGAUCGCCGCAGAGGUGGGCAGUCCAGGGAUUUUUUUGGGUGUGCAAAAGCUGAAUGAUUUUUUUCCCCGUAAAGACGGGCCAUCGCUGGCUUAAAGCUUUCUGAUUCCCGCGCUUGCCUGAUCCAGGUGUUGCUUCCCUUUGUAAAAAAAAACAACAACAACAACAACAAAACAAACCAUUCAAAAAAACCUCCAAAGUGGUCAAGCGUCCCGUUUGGCUGCUGCACCUCCGCGCGUCAAAGUUCCAGAGAAAGACUGUUGCGAGUACAGAGGAGGGAUAGCCUACGACUGGAAGGGGAGAGCAGGUCACCAGACCGACACCACGGUCCAAGCCGACUCCAAGUGCCGUUCACCGGGCGAUGCCAGAGUAAAUGCCGGGGCAAUGUCCCGCCGCAAGCAGGUGAACCCGCAGCACUUAUCGUUGACGCACAGAGAGACCGUACAAGCAGAAGCCAAUCAUGAGCCUGGAACGGGUUCUCUAUCACCAGGGACGUCCACACCCAGCCCCCGGAGAUCGGGUGAGCACGACCUGUUGACCUGCGGUCAGUGCCAGGCCAACUUCCCUCUGGGAGACAUCCUGGUUUUCAUAGAGCACAAGCGCCGUCAAUGCCGGGGGCCCGGCAUCGGCCCGCAGUCCUUCUCCAAACCGGGAGAUGCCGGCGGAGUCAUGAGCAUCCCCUUCUCGCCGAGAGCCAGGUCUCUGGAUCUGGGGAGGGGUCCGGUGGAAGUGGGGAUCCAGGUGACGCCCGGAGGAGAGGAGGACGAGGAAAGGAGGCUGACUCCGGCGAAAGGGAUUUGCCCCAAGCAGGAACGAGGAGAUAAAGACGAACCAUCCAGCUACAUCUGUACUACCUGCAAGCAGACCUUCACCAGUGCCUGGUUCCUGCUUCAGCAUGCCCAGAACAUCCACGGCAUCCGCAUCUACCUUGACAACCAUCUAGCCAACUGUUCACUCACCCCUCGCAUGGCUCUGCCUCCCCCCCCAGGGGCCGACGCUUUGCCCCGCUCCCCUCUCCCAACUUUCCUCGGUGACACAAGCAACCCUUUCCACCUCCUUCGCAUGGCUGCGCCCUUGCUCAGGGACCACCACCCUCCUCCGGGGUACAUGGAAACCCGACUGCCUGCAACUCCACCUUUCGUGAGCCCCCCACCACCCCCCAGGGCACCAAUGGAUCGGCUGGGUCCAGAGGAAAUGGGGCUGCUGUCGCAGCAUCCCAGUGCCUUUGAGAGAGUGAUGAGAAUGACCCCCAUGGAGCCCCCUUCCAUGGAUUUCUCCCGUCGAUUGAGGGAGCUGGCAGGUAACACAACCAAUAACGGUGGGCCCACUCCUCCUCUCUCCCCAAACCGCGUGCCCCCCAUGCACCGGCUCUUGAGUCCUACACUUUUCCAACCCGGGGCCAAGCCUCCAGGUUUUCUCCCAUUUCCAAUGCAGCCGCCCACCCCCCAAAGCAGACGCAGCUCUUCCAGUCCUCCAGACCCACAUAGUCAGAACCAGGCCCAGGCCAAAGCCAAAUCCUGUGAGUUCUGUGGCAAGAUCUUCAAGUUCCAGAGCAACCUGAUUGUCCACAGGCGCAGCCACACGGGAGAGCGGCCAUACAAGUGUCACCUGUGCGAUCACGCCUGCUCCCAGGCCAGCAAGCUGAAGAGGCACAUGAAGACGCACAUGCACAACAAAUCUGGGACUAUUUCAGGCUCUCCUGAACAGGGAGGCAGAGGAGAAGGAGGAGAGGGGGAAGAAAAAAACAGGGACGGUGAACCUAGAGGGUUGGGCAUGGACAAUGAGGAGGACGAGGAAGAAGAGGAAGAAGAAGAGGAGGAGGAAGAGGAGGAAGAAGAAGAGCUAAGGAACGGAAGUCGGCCAGAUUCCAACUUAAGCGACGACUCCCAGGAAUUCGGGCAGAACAGGGAGAACGGCCCCAGACAGUCUCCUGAAGUGAAGGCGCUGGGCGGAGACAGAGUCAACGACAGCGGCGGUGUGGGCAUCCUCCACCCGUACAACCACCUGGACAAUCACCUGAGAAUUAACCCCAACAAGAGAAGCUUGGAGAGGCAGCCAAAUGGGGAUGGUGGAGAGAGGGAUGAGGCUGAAAGAGAGAAUGAGAGGGAGCCAGACAGGGAGGGGGAGAAGCAGGAAGAUCCCAGGCCCCAGAUGAACGGCAGGAUCAGUGUAUCUGAAGCAAAUUCCUUUCCCGGGCUGUUCCAGCGUCGGCCGACCCCAAUUACAAGCUCAAGUCCCUCCAACAACAAGAGGAUCAAGAUAGAGAAAGAACAGCUGGAGAUGCCCCCGACCUUACCGCUGAUCUCCCCAGAAAAUGUCUACUCUCAGCUGCUGGCUGGCUACGCAGCGUCGCGCCACUUCAUUAGAGAACCUUUCCUGGGAUUCACAGAUUCCCGGCAGUCGCCGUUCGCCACCUCUUCCGAACACUCGUCCUCUGAGACUGGAAGCCUGCGUUUCUCCACUCCACCCGGAGAGCUGAUCGAGGGCGGAAGUGUUUCGGGGCGCAGCGGGAGCAGCACCCCCCAUCUCCUGCGGGGACCCGGACCCGGUAGACCUCCCAGCUCCAAAGAGAGGAGGAACGACACCUGCGAGUACUGCGGCAAGGUGUUCAAGAACUGCAGCAACUUGACGGUCCACCGACGCAGCCACACAGGGGAGCGGCCGUACAAGUGCGAACUGUGCAGCUACGCCUGUGCGCAGAGCUCCAAGCUGACGCGCCACAUGAAGACCCACGGCCAGUACGGAAAGGAGGUGUACCGCUGCGACAUCUGCCACAUGCCCUUCAGUGUUUACAGCACGCUGGAGAAACACAUGAAGAAGUGGCACGGUGAACAUUUGAUGGCCAGUGAGGUCAAACUGGAGCAAGCGGACAGAGGUUAAGCCAGCAACCAUACAGCAAGCAGUAGACACGCGCACCAACAAAAACACACUCCUUACACUCACUCAGCAGCGGGGCUUGGCUGGAUUAUUUCUCUCUCCAUAAGAAAUCUGAUUAAUUGAUGUUCAUCUUCUUUUUUUAAACUGUCCAAGAAACUGCCACCUGAGAAUAUAAACAAAUAGAAACUUUAAUAAGAACUUGCCUUGGAGGCCCAACGUGGUCCUUCUUGGUAAGCUGCUGGAGGAUUUUUUUCAGUUAUGAAUCCAAGGAGCCUUUCUACUGUGCAAUAAUUUCUGUAUUUAUUGGAUUUUUGUAAUGAUAUUUGGCAUGUGCAGGUACAUCUUUGUGGGAUUUCAAAUGGAGUUAGUUUUAAAAUGUGCUAAAACACCUUUUUUUUUUUAUUCUAAAAACUGAGAAGAGGUCAUCCUUAAAGAAAAUGUUCCUUUUUUUUCUUCCUUUAAGGAAAUUUGUUAUCCUGUGAGAGUAAAUUAGUGUGAAACAGUGAGUUUUUAAAAGACAAAGUAACUGUUUUCUACAUUACCUGCAGCAGCGGAUUACAAUCCAUUCCCUCAUACAGGCCUAUAGCACUGAAUGUCAGCCUGACAAUAAAACGAUGUACUGGAUUUUAAAAAUCCAACGUUAUCUUAAAGACCUGAUAAGUUGCUAAUAAUUUAUUCAGGGAAUUUGUCCUUUUUAAGAAAAUAAAAUGGCAAUUUAUGAAAUAAUUUCAAAAUGCAGUUACUGUAUUGCCGUCCUUUCUUCGGCGAGGACAUAAAUAAAGGUUGCACUUAGUGGAUUUACCCUUAACUGAUGCUUGGUACAUUCCUGAUGUAGGACUAAACCACCAUAUUUAAUGUAUUGACUAAGUUGAGACUACUCGUGAUUAAUGUGAGAAGGAGAACAUUCCUGUUUAUGGUUUGUAAAUAUGUUCUUUUUUAUAUGUUUAAGUAGCCCUGACUGUACAUGAUAGACGGCCUAAAUGUAAACAAUCAGAGGACCAGCUGCUUGCAUCAUCCACAGUAUAUGCUACAUGUGACUACCAGACAUUAUUUCUUUAUCAGGCACAUUUGAUUACCUCCAAACCCAUCCCAUGUGUUCCUAACAAAAAAAAAGAAAAAAAAAGAAAAAAGAGCUACUUCAACACUUUCUGAAUCCUUGUGUCUAACUCUUUGGGGUCGAAUUUCUGCAUCUCCCAAAGAGCGAAAAACUGGUUUUAGCAGCGUCUUCUCAAAAGGAAAACCUAUUCAUUUGCCAAACGGCGACUAAGGUACAACUCCCAGUAGCAAAUUUAGAGACCGUAUGUGUCCUUUGGGGAUUUUAUUUUCCACACAUUGAAAUGAAAAUGGUGCAAAAAAAAAAAAAAAGGUCAUAUGAGUUAUGAUCAUUUUGAGCACAGCUGCACUAGGGGAUGGCCAGACGACCUUGAGUACGGGCUAUUCUUAUAGCAAACCCCCCCCGAAAGAUUGAAACUGAGAAAUGAAGAUGUGUGAGAAAGAAAAUGGAGGAAGGGAGAGCAGGACCUUGACCAGGGAGAAUAGUCAUUCAAAUGAAAUUGCAAGCAUAUGAAAUGUGUUUUUUUUUUCUACUCAAUUGCACAUCUACUGGCCACAUCUUAUAACAAACCAGUCGAUUGAGACAGAGUGAGCGUGAGAGGGAGGGAGACAGCGAAACCACAUGAAAGAACAACCCCAGCAAAUCUUUCAUUUUAGCACUGCAGUUGUCAGACAUGAAAAUCAUCAUUUCGAAGUUUGACCUGCCACUUUGGCCUAUUUUCAGGUUUUAUCUCUUCCACUUUGCUUUAAUGUAAAAAAAAAAAAAAAAAAAACUUGCCGUGCUUUAAAAGCAGAUUUUUUUUCUUCUUCUUUUUUUUCAUGAAACCCACCCCUCACUCCCUUAAGCUAUGGACUUCUUGUAAUGCAAAAAGCGAGACUCAGAGGAUGCUCACACAUGUGUGAGAGUCACAAUCAAGGUGCUGUUGUCAACACGGAGAGUCGUCAUUCCCAGGUCAGAGUAUCGUCACAAUGAGCCAUAAAGAAAAACCUCACAGAGACCCAAGUCACUCAUGGACAUUCAGUCUGACAAUAUGUUUACAUUGUUGAAGUAUGCCAUUAAUGAAAGACUCUGUGUUUAGUGUUUUAAAAUAAUGAUAAAAGUAUUGUUUUCUCCAAUAUUCUUGCAAUUUAUUUGACCGCCAUAGCAUUUUUCUUUUGUGUAUUAUCCUGGUGGAGGGGUUUUAUCUACAUGAGUAUGUUUCUGUUUGAUUGCUUGUUCACUGUAUGGAUGUUUUUUAUUUUAUUGUAAUUUUUGCCAAAUCAUGAAAGAUUUUUUUUAUUGUGUUUCUUUUUAUCUUAGCUGUUGAAAAUAACUUUUUUUUGUUUUGUUUUAAAGCUACCCAUCAUGGAUGUAAAAUAGAGUUGUUGGAAUGAGAAGAAGCAACCUUCAGCUGGAGAAUACAAUGGCCUUUUUUUUGUUUUGUUUUGCCAGAUACAUUUUAGGAGACAUUCAUGGCCAUUUUUGUUUUGAUGCUUUCUUUCCUCCUAUUUGGUUGAAGGUCUUGUGAUGGCACUUAGAACUGUAAUUUUAAAUACAUUUUCAUAUUUGGCGUUUCACAACUUUCACUAACACUCUUUGUACAUUUUUUUUUCCCUUUGGUUUUUCUUCCUUUUUUUUGGGCGGGGAGGGAGUGCAUCAUUGUGGGGGGGAAAAAGGUCAUUUCAAAACAGUACACAUCUGCUGUUUUGAACAUAUAUGUAUUUUUGUAAUGUGUUGAAAAAUCAAUACAAAAAAGCCAACACUUCAAUAAAUGUUGCAAUUGCUCUAUGAUG
Molecule: messenger RNA, 5983 nt
Organism: Oryzias latipes (Japanese medaka)
Lineage: Eukaryota; Metazoa; Chordata; Actinopteri; Beloniformes; Adrianichthyidae
Gene: bcl11bb
Product: BCL11 transcription factor B b
Biological process (GO): positive regulation of transcription by RNA polymerase II
Cellular component (GO): nucleus
Molecular function (GO): RNA polymerase II cis-regulatory region sequence-specific DNA binding; DNA-binding transcription factor activity
Source: RefSeq, a predicted model, not a curated record